GUUGGGGUCAAGUUCUUGGAGGAGAACGCCAAAAAGGAGGGCGUCAUCUCGCUGCCGAGCGGGCUGCAGUACAAGGUGCUGAGGGCGGGCGACGGCGACUCUCACCCGACUGCCUCCAGUUCAUGCGAGUGCCACUACGAGGGCCGGACGGCGCAGGAGUACAGCAAAGAGCCGAAGGGCGACACCUUCGACUCGUCCUACGCUCGCGGGUCGCCCACCUCGUUCGCGCCCAACCAGGUCAUCAAGGGCUGGACGGAGGCCAUGCAGCUGAUGGUCGAAGGCGACAAGUGGGAGAUGUAUAUCCCGUCCGAGCUGGGGUACGGCGACAGCGGCAGCCCGCCGAAGAUUGGCGGCGGGGAUGUGCUGGUCUUCACGAUGGAGAUCAUCAAGAUCAAA
Emiliania huxleyi CCMP1516 is the source of this 396-nucleotide messenger RNA. RefSeq lists its product as hypothetical. Gene Ontology annotation, molecular function: peptidyl-prolyl cis-trans isomerase activity. Gene Ontology annotation, biological process: protein peptidyl-prolyl isomerization. The record is from RefSeq and is a predicted model, not a curated record. Lineage: Eukaryota; Haptophyta; Isochrysidales; Noelaerhabdaceae. Gene Ontology annotation, cellular component: cytoplasm. The annotation marks the transcript as partial. The transcript has a single exon.